UGUGGCUCAUUCAUACAAGCGAAAGAAGUAGAAAAAGAAGAGAUCAACUAGGUGAGUGCAAGUGAGGGCAGAAUAAUAUAAUAUAGAGAGAAAAAUGGAGAUUGAGGAAGUAAGCAGCUACGAGGCACUGCCUCUUCUCUCCUUAAACCAUGUGUCCAUAAUGUGCAGAUCAGUUUGGGAUUCAGUGCGGUUCUAUGAAGACGUCUUGGGCUUUUUUCUCAUCAAACGCCCCUCUUCUUUCAACUUCAAUGGAGCUUGGUUGUACAAUUAUGGGAUUGGGAUACAUUUGAUUGAGAACCCAUCAAUUGAUGAGUUUGACAUCACUAUCAAUGAACCGCGACCAAUUAAUCCGAAGGACAACCACAUCUCCUUCCAGUGUACAGAUGUUGCACUUGUUAUAAGGAGGCUGCAAGAUUUGGGGAUGAGAUAUGUCACAGCAGUGGUUGAGGACGGAGGGGCUAAGGUGGAUCAAGUUUUCUUCCAUGACCCAGAUGGAUAUAUGGUCGAGCUCUGCAACUGCGAGAAUAUCCCAGUUAUUCCCAUCUCUUCCUGCUCAUUCAAGCCCAGAAGGCAAAGUUUCAAGAAGCAGGCACCUGCUACAUGUGGUUUCAUGGAGAAUGUGAUGAUGGAGAGCCUGAGCAUGGACAUGCUGAACUUCUCAUUUUAAGAGUUCCCAAAAGAGGGAAAAUUUUAAUUUUCACCGGCUUAUUUUGUCUGCUACAAGAAAAAGUUAUAUUUUUCAAAUUUAUAACACUGUUUAUAAUUAUGGUUUGUGUACUCCGCUGCUGGUUUGAGAAGAGUUUGUAUUGAUUUUCUUGUUCCUGGAAUAAAGAUUAAUGUAAGAUUGAAUUAACGAGUUCCAUUUUGUAA
Messenger RNA from Juglans microcarpa x Juglans regia, 870 nucleotides. Its product is annotated as metallothiol transferase FosB-like. NCBI's taxonomy places the organism in Eukaryota, Viridiplantae, Streptophyta, Magnoliopsida, Fagales, Juglandaceae. The record is from RefSeq and is a predicted model, not a curated record. The transcript is spliced from 3 exons. Bases 95 to 667 code for a protein of 190 amino acids.